GUAUGUCUGAUGUGUGUGUCCGUUAUUUUUGUUGUAUAUAUUACAAGGUACAAAAUAACGAACUUUCAGUUGAUGAGAUCCCCUCUCGUGCUUUAAUGUGGAGGAAAGCAAGGGAAAACAAAAACGGAGAAUACAAGAAUGUUGAUGUAAAAGACAUAGCUAAUAAAAUAAUUGCCACUGAAACGCAAAUUAAAGAUGGAUCCGUGAACCUUGAUCCGGGCACGGAUGCACUCACAUUAGUAUUUGGCAAAGAAAAAGGUGGGUAUUUAAAAGGUGUUGGUUAUGGAGUGACUUCUAGUAGAUAUUGGCAGAGUCCUCGAACAAAAGGAUCAUCAAAAGAACGAAUUGCACAACUGGAGUUUCAACUACAUAACGAGAGACUUGAGCGUGGGAAAAAAGACGAACAAAUUAAGACUCUUUCGAUGCAGAUGGCAGAAACAAAUAACACACUUAAUCAAGUUUUAGCUCAUCUGGCUGCACAAGGACAAACAUUACAAAUAUGUUCAUUAUCUGCAGACAAAAUGUCACAAACACAAGUAAAUUCUUUGGAUAAACAUGACGGAUCAAAGCAUAAGGCCAAUGCUACCGCAUCUAAAAUAGUGCAAAAAGAAAUGGCACCAACGGUAAAAUCUAUGAACAAUAGUACUGGAUCAAAGGACAAUACUAAUGUUACCACAUCUAACAUAUUAAGUAAAGUAGUGCAAACAGAAGUCACUUCUCAUGCUAACACUUCUAAAAUGGUGCAAAAAGAAAUGAUAACGGAAAAUGUGAAAACUAGAAAAAAAGAUGUUUUGUCUACGCAAGAGACUUCACUUCUUGGGACAUCAUCGCAGUUGGAAUCACAAGAAAAUAUACAUAAUACACAUUCAACAAAUGUCCUAGAGAUCAAGUGUACUCUAUAUACUAUAAAUUUGAACAACUGUGUGGCUUAUGGUACAAUUCAUUUGUCAACGGGAAAACAAAGCAUUCAUGGAGUUCCACUACAAGAUAAUUGCUAUAGAGUUUCUAUUGAUAAAGUUGUAAAAGAAGCAGCAUUUCUACCGGUAGAAUCAUGUGAGGUCAAAACAGUUGGGGAUGCACAAAAUACUUUUGUUGCUUGGCCAAAAUACCUUGUCAAAACUAGCCAAAAGAUACCAAACCUAUCAAGCAUUCAAACACAAAACACUACAACUUAAGUCGCUAAAAAGCAAAAGAUGUGUUUUACAACGCUAGAUGGCAUCAAAAAACAGGGAGCAAGAAGAACAAGAAAAACACUUUAAACUAGUACUUAUUUUAUGUUUACAAUCAUUUCCUUUUGCAACAUUUGUAGAUAGUUUUUUAUUAGAAGUUUAGUUUUUGGUA
Helianthus annuus (common sunflower) is the source of this 1341-nucleotide messenger RNA. RefSeq lists its product as uncharacterized. The record is from RefSeq and is a predicted model, not a curated record. Bases 3 to 1175 code for a protein of 390 amino acids. The transcript has 7 exons. Lineage: Eukaryota; Viridiplantae; Streptophyta; Magnoliopsida; Asterales; Asteraceae.